Molecule: messenger RNA, 1085 nt
Organism: Hibiscus syriacus
Lineage: Eukaryota; Viridiplantae; Streptophyta; Magnoliopsida; Malvales; Malvaceae
Product: putative protein phosphatase 2C-like protein 44
Exons: 4
Coding region: 191-1030 (279 amino acids)
Biological process (GO): protein dephosphorylation
Cellular component (GO): nucleus; cytosol
Molecular function (GO): protein serine/threonine phosphatase activity
Source: RefSeq, a predicted model, not a curated record
AGCUCAAGGUAAGCAAAAUCCAACGCCAUUUUCAUUUAUUUUUUUGGUCAGAGGUGACUUUCUUCAUAAAUUUAACGUAUGAAGAACGAAAUGAAUCGCUUUGAAGAUCGAAACCCAGAUUUUCUUUUCCGUGUUUGACUUCGUAUAAAGCUUAGUUCUCAUUAAACGUAUCUGGGAAUUUUUUUUUCUUAUGUUUUCUGGAUUUUUUUGGAUGAUGGAGCAGGCGUUUAAGCUGAGACGAUUUCGUGGAAGCAAGAAAAGAGAGAACAGGGUUAAAAAGAAGCCUUCAUGGAUGAUUCCGGUCUCUCAUGGCUACCAUGUUGUUGAAAAUAAGUCACUGAGAGGCAGCUCCGAUGAACGGGAACUUGAUUCCGUCGUGGUUCAGAGAGAGCAAAUCGAUGAGCUCGAGUUAUGGUUCUUCGGAGUUUUUGAUGCGAGGAUUGGCGAUGGAGUUACCAAGUUUAUGCAGUCUCAUUUCUUUGAUAAGAAGCCUAAACAAUCUCGAAUCAACAGGAAGACGAAGGAGACGAUGAAGAAAGUGUAUCUUGGAGCGAGAGCAAAGGCGAGAGAGGCGCAGAAGGACGACGAGACAAUUCGAGCAGGGUCGGCGUCUGUGAUGGUCAUCAAUGGAGAAAAGCUUGUGAUGGCCAACCUUGGCGGCUAUAGAGCCGUUGUAUGUAGAGACGGUGUGGCUCAUCAGCUGAGCAGCAAGCAUCAUGGUGGAGCCAGCAGACAUUGGACUCGUAGGCUGUUUCCAGUUCGUAUAUUAGUAUGCGAUUCGAGCGAUGCAGAGGCUAUAAGGCCCCCCAAGAGCUCAGAACUCGCCGUUGGGGCCGAAAAGAUCGAUGCCGACACCGAGUUCAUCAUCAUAGCUAGCACCGGAAUCUGGGAGGUGAUGAAAAACCAAGAAGCUGUGAAUCUCAUCAGGCAUUUGGAAGAUCCACAGGAAGCAGCAGAGUGCCUGACGAAGGAGGCUUUAACGAGGAUGAGCAAGAGCGAUAUCUCAUGUGUCAUCAUUCGAUUCGAUUAGUAGUUUUGUGUUUUCAUCUGUAUCAGUGAAUCUGAAUCUGCAAAUCAAACCCUUU